AUGGAUAAUUUACUUGCACCCGUCCAGGAUGCCCUGGAAGGUGAAAUUGACUUCCACGGCCAGCGCCUUGCCGACCUACUGAGCACCGUGUUGCUAAUCGUCAGCUUCCUCGUCGGAUACAUCUACAAAGACAUUCACUUGACACUUUGGGUCGGCUUGGGCGGUACGCUGUUCACUGCGUUCGCCGUGGUCCCGCCCUGGCCUUUCUACAAUCAGAAUCCAGAGGGGUGGUAUAAACAAAACGGUGGGGGAUCAGGGAACCCGAGCGUGGUGGUAGAUGGUGUCAAAGUGGCGUGA
Penicillium angulare is the source of this 297-nucleotide messenger RNA. Its product is annotated as signal peptidase complex subunit 1. Lineage: Eukaryota; Fungi; Ascomycota; Eurotiomycetes; Eurotiales; Aspergillaceae. Gene Ontology annotation, cellular component: endoplasmic reticulum membrane; signal peptidase complex. The record is from RefSeq and is a predicted model, not a curated record. Gene Ontology annotation, biological process: protein targeting to ER. The transcript has 3 exons. Bases 1 to 297 code for a protein of 98 amino acids.